AUGUCGCCAACACCUCACGAAAAGCGCGCGUCGGCGUUAGAGAUCCCGCUGAUUUCCGACCUAAUCUGCAAAGACCUAACACGCAAAGAUCUCUUCGCCUGCAUCCAAGUCUCUCACCAUUGGCACGACGCCCUCCAACCUCAACUCCACCGCUUCGUACGCCUCGACACCAACCCGCGCGAAACCCCACCACACCUUAUCCGUCAGGUCCUCGACCGUGCUGCUCAGAUUCGGUCCCUUCAGGUCGAUAUCUCGGACGGGGGUUGGUUCUUGCCCAAGGAGGAUUCGGUUAUUCCGGGUCCAUCAGGGUCUACGAUGGCACUGGGUGGUGCAACAGCAGGACGGUGUAUCAACCUGCAAGAACUGUCGUGUCUCGAUUUUGGAUACCAACCCCGACCCGGUAAGGGCGACGAGGGUUACUUUUACCACGCUCCCGACCGCCCCUCAAUCGUUCCCCAAGCCUCAAACGCCCUCCGACUUAUCCAACAUUCGCCAAAACUGCAAUUCCUAUACAUCCACCAUGCACGACAAUUCUACAGGACGGACCAUUUCUCGACAGAGGUCCUAGAGGCAAUUUCGAACCACAAGUCGUUGAGACGGAUCAAGAUCCAUCUGGACUAUGCGGUCGAUGAAGAGUUCCGGAUGCGGCUGUUACAGCAUCUUCCAGAAGGUAUUGAGGAUUUUGAGUUGGUCUGUCGUCCUUCGCAGAUUUCUACGCCGCCUCCUCCGCAGGUGAUUGACCCGGCACCGCUUUUGUCAUUGAAGCGGUUGUGUCUGCUGAGCGAUAUUCCUCGAAAGAGCAGCAGCAGCGACUCCAGAUCCUCGUAUUGGGACCAGACAAGGUUCCUCAAAGACGACUUUUCAGAAUUCCGCUACAGCUACCCAGACUGGCUCAUCAUCCCCCUCACCAAACAAUCCCCACACCUCUCCAAACUCGCCAUCGCAGGAUACCAUGGAUACCCUAACACCCUCCUCCAAUCCCUCGUCGAAUCCUGCCCAGACCUGGACACCAUCCACCUCGGCGGAACAAACUUUUCACACCACCCGACCAUGCAUCUCCCGCGAGAUAUCCCGUUCAAUAAUGAUGAUACGGGGACAGUCAUUCGGGACCGAACGCCGUUGAAGGGGGUGUUUGAGAAAUUGAGAGAGUUUAUGGCGACGGGGUUUUCGAACAACAUGUGGUCGGAUAGAGGAUAUGAAGAUGUCUCGGGCCUGCUAGUGAGGUCGACAGAGACGUUGGAGAGGGUUUUUGUGCAGUCGGACGAUGGGGGUUGGAGCUACCCGAUCCCCUUCCGGGCUGGGCGGAGGGGCGAUGGGUUGAGUUGGGCGGAUUGUAAGGAACUGAAGGAGUUGGCUAUCGAGCCGAUUUCCAGGAUGGACUUUUCCUUCCUCGACAAAUCCCCCAUACCCCCAUCUCCACCUCCUCACUCCCCUACCAACUCCGACUCUGAUUCUGACGACGACGACCUCAUCAACAACCCCGCCGCCCUCGCCGACAACAACAGCAUCAACACCGCCUUCAAAUCCCUGACCCACCUCCGCCUAACAUCCCUCGGCGACUCGGACUGCUACAACUGCAGUCAUAUCUUUCUCGACUAUUCUCGUUACUGGAACCAAACCCCCACCCUCGACGACUACCUUGAACAACCUUCUCACAAGUACAGCGAGGCGAUUAUGAGACCUUACCACCACCACCGAGUGUUGUUUAUCCGCAGGAUGCGGGAACUGUUUGGACGAUUGAAAGCUGUGAGGUCGUUGAAGAAGGUGGACUUGGAUUGGAGCGAUUUGUGUAUAGUUGUCAAGUCGAUGACGCAGGAAGUCGUUCUCGAGUUGUUGAAAAAGACAGAGGACAAGGAGGAAGGGGCGGAGAGGGAUGCAUGUACGCAUAGUGGUUUCUUGAGUACCGUGGCAAGAACUGACCAAGGGUGGUAUGGACCAAUGACACUGGAUGACCUGGCCUGGCUUGGACUCCAGUGGCCGACCCGCGCCGAGAUCGUAGUUGAGAAGGAAAAGCGCCAACUUCAAUGA
Messenger RNA from Linnemannia hyalina, 2028 nucleotides. The record is from the annotation of a GenBank genome assembly. Lineage: Eukaryota; Fungi; Mortierellomycota; Mortierellomycetes; Mortierellales; Mortierellaceae.